GCCUCUGAUAUUUUGACUUAUUUUCUUGAUGCAUGUAGCCUAUAAUUUGUAUAAAGUUCUGUGACAUUAACACGAACACAUAUUAUGGAUAUCAUUAACUUUACCAGCGUUACCUACUUUUUCAAAUAUGGCAUAGGCUGCAGUCGGCUCCGUUAACAGGCUACUGCGAAACAGUUACUUUCCUUCCCUUAGAGGCUAAGUAACAUUUAAAAUCCGCUCUCUUGUGACGCAGUUCUUUCUCUCGUUCCACCUUAACUCGGAUAAUGUAGGAAGCAGGAAGUCCUAGCGGUAGGAGGGACUUCGCACACUGUACUUCCAUGUUGCUUUUGUUGACGAACGCUCCUGGUGUCCUACUUAUGCAUAUAACCAUUAGCGUGUAGCACGAUUUGUAUGGAAACGCCAUCGGCUAACCAGCAUAAAACGUCUACGCUUGUUUAGGGAACAUGGCUGACGGCGGAGAUGAUGGAGACGUGGAUGAGCCGCCCAAUAUAGGUUAUCCCUUGGUCACCAUCUCAGAGCUUCCCGGCAGCACAGCCGCAGGUCGCAAUCUGAAAGAAUGGCUGCAGGAGCAGUUCAGCGAUAAUCCGCUGGAACCAUGUGAGGAUAUGCGUCUCCACAACGCUGCUUACGUGGGAGACCUGGACACCCUCAAAUCCCUCCUGCAGGAGGACACUUUCAAAGAUCGGAUCAAUGAGAAAUCGGUGUGGUGCUGCGGCUGGCUGCCCUGCACCCCUCUGCGCAUCGCGGCCACCGCCGGGCACGGGGACUGCGUGGGCUACCUGAUCCAGCAGGGGGCGGAGGUGGACCUGGUGGACGUGAAGGGACAGACUGCGCUUUACGUGGCCGUGGUCAACGGGCACCUGGACUGCGUCAGGAUCCUGCUGGAGGCCGGCGCUAACCCCAACGGCAGCCGGCACCACCGCAGCACGCCGGUGUACCACGCAGCCCGGGUGGGCAGGGUGGACAUCCUGCGUGAGCUCAUCAGGUUCAACGCUGAUGUGAAUGUGGACCACCAGCUGAUGCCCAGCCCCCUGUUUGGUGCCCGCACCCUCACCUCCCUGGUGGUGUGCCCGCUCUACAUCAGCGCCGCCUACCACCACCUGCAGUGCUUCCGGCUGCUCCUGCAGGCGGGCGCCAACCCCGAUUACAACUACACGGGCCCCGUGAGCAGCGAGGCCCUGGGCAGGGGCCUGGCCUCCUGCCUGCUGGACGCCGUGCUGAAGCACGGGUGCGAGCCGGCCUUCGUCAGCCUGCUGAUCGGGCACGGGGCCAAGCCCGCCCUGGUGCUCUGGGAGGUGCCGGACCCCGACGCCGCGGGCAGGAUGAGGGUCAAUCCGGAGGCCCUGCUCAUCUACCAAGAGGCCAGAAGGAAUCCCCAGAGACUGAGCCACCUGUGUCGCAUCACCAUCCGGAGAGCCCUGGGGAAACAGCGCCUGGCACACAUCCCCUCUCUCCCACUGCCCGAUGCCAUCAAACUCUUCCUGCUACACGAGAGCUGCUGAGGCCUCCUGCCCCCAGCACCCAGCUCCUGCCUCCUGCCCCACACCCACCUCCUCCUCCCCACC
Molecule: messenger RNA, 1565 nt
Organism: Anguilla rostrata (American eel)
Lineage: Eukaryota; Metazoa; Chordata; Actinopteri; Anguilliformes; Anguillidae
Gene: asb1
Product: ankyrin repeat and SOCS box containing 1
Exons: 5
Coding region: 444-1502 (352 amino acids)
Biological process (GO): intracellular signal transduction; protein ubiquitination
Cellular component (GO): ubiquitin ligase complex
Molecular function (GO): protein binding
Source: RefSeq, a predicted model, not a curated record